AUGUCUUCCAUUUUGAGCCGUUUCACAAGAGUGUCUUUGACAAACUUGUCAACUCAGAGAUCAUCAUCACCUUCUCUCCAUUUGCAUCAUGUGAAAUGGUGCCAUGAUGAAAGCCAUUACAACCAUGGGAUUCCUGGAAUCCCAACUAAUGGUAAAGUUGUACUCCUUAGAAAUUCCAUGACUGGUUCUCAAGUCUAUCUUGUUGGUGUUGGCAAUGGUACUAAAGAUGGUGCUGAAACUGUCAAGAAGGUGAUCAAUGCUGUAAGGCCUGAUGCAGUUGCACUUGAGUUGUGCAAACAACGUGCCUUGCUGCUUGGAAUGUGGAGGAAUCCUGAAAAAGAGGGCCUGGUUAGGAUGUUUCUCAGGUGCAUGAAGUCUCCAGGAGGUUUGAAAACAAUGAUUGAUACAUUUUUUAGUGUACGUCGACUGCAGGCAUCUCUCAUGCGGGUUUCGGAGCUUAAGGUUGCCAUGGAAGAAUCUCAAAAAGUGAAAGCAAAACUGGUUCUAAUGGAUCAAGAUAUCGAUGUUCUCAGUAAACAGUUCGGCUCAAUAUCUAUUAAUCAAAAUAUCAAUUAUCGGAGGCUCAAUGAUAUGAACCACAUUGACACGUUAAAGAAAUGGUUCAUGCUACGAUUUUUCCCGGAGAUAACGCCCCGAUCAAAUAUGGAAGGCAUACGGCGUUGGUUCUAUCUAAUUUUUCCAGAGCAUCAUAGGGUGAUAUUUAUCGAGAGAGACAUAUUUAUGUUUAUAAAGCUAAGAAGGCUGGAAGAAAAGGUUAUUGUUGCAGUGGUUGGGCCUGGUCACAUGGAUGGAAUUGAGCUAUUGUGGAAAUAUGCGGAGGAUGUUGGUGAUGAUUAG
Molecule: messenger RNA, 858 nt
Organism: Papaver somniferum (opium poppy)
Lineage: Eukaryota; Viridiplantae; Streptophyta; Magnoliopsida; Ranunculales; Papaveraceae
Exons: 6
Coding region: 1-858 (285 amino acids)
Source: RefSeq, a predicted model, not a curated record